Messenger RNA from Trifolium pratense (red clover), 2448 nucleotides. RefSeq names its product F-box/kelch-repeat protein At5g15710. NCBI's taxonomy places the organism in Eukaryota, Viridiplantae, Streptophyta, Magnoliopsida, Fabales, Fabaceae. Bases 537 to 1850 code for a protein of 437 amino acids. Gene Ontology annotation, molecular function: protein binding. The record is from RefSeq and is a predicted model, not a curated record. The transcript has a single exon.
GAAUAGCUCGCAGAGGAACACAGCAAGGACUGCAAAAACCAGGUACCACCACGUAAUCUUUGAAGUUGUUGUUGCCUUUGUCAAAAUAGUGACAAAAUCAAAUCCAACACAAAGAGAGAGAAACUCCAAUCUCAACAUAGUUGUUCUGUUCUUCAAUUUUCAUCUCAGAAUCAAUCUCAUUUUUCCUGCCUCUCACAAUUCUCUUCCAUCAUCAAUGGUACCAAAAUAUGAGGUAAUUGAUUUUCAUCAUACCCCAUCAUAGUUUCACUCUUCUGUUCUAUUUUCUCUGUUAAAAAAAUCAAUCUUUUUUUCAAUUCAAUCAUCAACAUGUUUAUCAAACCUUAGAAAUAUUCACAAUUUUGAAUGUAAAUCAGAAUUUUGGAUCUUGAUCUGGGUUAAUUUUUCUGGGUCUGCUUCAGAAUUUUGUGUUUUAGGGUUUCAUUGAUUGGACAAAAAAAAUCAAAACUUUGGUAUGUGUGAGGUUGGAAAUUUGAAAUAGAGGUUUAUAUCUGAGAUUUUGUUAGGGAUUAGAGAACAUGAAUUGUGUAGGGCAAUCUUCUGAAUUAGGGUCUAGUUUGAGUAUUGUUGAAUCAGUAGAAAAUGUAGUUUUUGGUGAUGUUAGAUGUUGUAUACAAGCUUCUCCUCCAAGGGGAAAUGGGUCAAGGAAUACUAGUCCAAUGGGUAGAGUCGGGUCGAGAAACACGAGUCCUUCGAGGCAAAAAGUUGUUAAGACUAAACCAAGGGGUUUAGAUGAAGAAACACAUGCUACAUUUGGUAAAGUAGUUCAUGCCGAUGUUCAAAUGGAGGAUAACAUAUGGGCAAUGUUGCCGGAGGAUUUGUUGCAUGAGAUCUUAGCUAGAGUCCCUCCAUUUCUGAUUUUCCGGCUGCGUUCGGUUUGUAAGAGGUGGAAUUCGCUGCUUCAAGAUAGUAGUUUUCUUAAAUUUCAUUCUAGUGUGCCGUCACAUGGACCUUGUGUUCUUAGUUUCUGUAAGAAUUCUGUGAUCCCGCAAUGUUCUGUUUAUAGUUUACCUCUUAAAACUUGGUAUAGAAUGUGUUUCACAUUUUUGCCGCAUUGGGCAAUCUGGUUAAUUGGCUCUUCCGGUGGUCUUGUUUGCUUUUCCGGGUGCGAAGGACCAACAUUUUAUAUACUUGUUUGUAAUCCCCUUACACAAACUUGGAGGAAAUUGCCAUGUAUGCAUUUUAAUCAACAAAGGCAAUUGAUAAUGGUUGUUGAUCGGUCGGAUCAGUCGUUUAAAGUGAUAGCCACUAAUGAUAUAUGUAGUGACAAGUCAUUUCCGACUGAAAUUUAUGACUCGAAGGAAGAUAGAUGGUCAGUCCAUCAGAGGAUGCCGGCUUCUAAUCUUUGCUCUUCAAAGAUGGCAUAUUGUGAUUCUAGGUUGUACUUCGAAACCCUUUCACCACUUGGUUUGAUGAUGUAUAGACUAGAUAUAAAUUGUUGGGAACAUAUUCCGGCUAAGUUCCCGCGAUCAUUACUCGAUGGUUAUUUAGUUGCCGGCACCCAGAAACGUCUUUUUCUUGUUGGAAGGAUUGGUCUUUAUAGCACUCUGCAGAGUAUAAAAAUUUGGGAAUUGGAUCAUGCCAAGAUUUUGUGGGUGGAGAUCAGUAGGAUGCCGCCAAAGUAUUUUCGUUCGUUAUUAAGAUUAUCGGCUGAGAGAUUUGAAUGCUUUGGACUUGAUAACUUAAUCUGCUUCACCUCUUAUAACCAAGGGAAGGGCCUUCUAUUUGAUGUUGAUAAAAAGAUCUGGUCUUGGAUUGGUGGGAGUGCUUUUCAGUCAUACAAUAACCAAGCUUGCUUCUAUGAGCCCAGGUUUGAUGCUUCUAUCUACUAAACUAGAAUCUUACGGCAUGAUGUCAGAUAUCAAUUGAAACUUACGGCAUGAUGUCAGAUAUCAAUCUUACUAAACUAUAACCAAGGGAAGGGCCUUCUAUUUGAUGUUGAUAAAAAGAUCUGGUCUUGGAUUGGUCGGAGUGCUUUUCAGUCAUACAACAAUCAAGCUUGUUUCUACGAACCGAGAUUUGGCGCUUCUAUCUACUAAACUAGAGUCUUACGGCAUGAUGUCAGAUAUCAAUAGAAACUUACAUAAAAGAGGUUUACCAAUGAUUUGUUUUUACCUGACGUGACAUGUUUUCUUUGCAAUGAGAUUCUCCCCGACGUGACCAUUUGAAAAUGGAUAUGGCAUUGAAAUUGUGUAUCCUAAACUUCAACUGCUUCCAUGCAUGCAGGAUUGGCUGUGUAAUAUAAUUGUUAUCUAAAUCUUGUUGUGAACCUUUACCUUAUGUAACUUCCUUAUGUAAAUGAUUUACUUUCUUUUCUUUUUUUCAGGCAAAAUACCUGGUUAAGAACAUGAUUUACUUUAUAAUUUUGUGAUCUUUACUUUGUAAUUUUGUGAUCUGGAUGCGAUUAUAGAAAUUGGUUUUACACUUUUA